AUGGCUAAAGAGUUCAAUGCAUUGGUCAAGAAUGGAAUGUGGUCUCUUGUUCCUCGUACUGCUAGUAUGAAUUUGGCUUCUCGAGCUUGGUUUCGCAGACUCUCUGAUUUCCUUCAACGGUUGGGAUUUCAUGCUUCACAAACUGAUCCUUCUCUCUUCAUCUACAAGGCUGGGUCGACCCUUGUUUAUAUACUGGUAUAUGUGGAUGAUAUUCUAGUCACCGGCAAUGCCUCCUCCCAAGUGGCUUCUCUUCUUAUAGGGCUUGCUCAAGAAUUCCCCAUUAAGGACCUCGGCAACCUCCAUUUUUUCUUGGGUAUUGAAGUCAUCCGUCAUUCCAAGGGUCUUCUUCUCUCGCAAUCCAGAUAUAUUUCUGACCUCCUCAAGCGGUCUGGUAUGACUGAAUGUAAGGCUGUGCGCACACCCAUGGCUAUCACUCUACCAGCGUCUACCUCUGGGGGUGCAGUCAUGGCCGACCCUACCCAAUAUCGGUCUAUUGUAGGGGCAUUGCAAUAUUUUACUCUCACACACCCUGAUGUUGCUUUCGCUGUCAAUCAAGCCUUCUCUGAUGCAGAUUGGACUGGCAGCAGUGAAGAACCCAAAUCCAUUGGGGGCUAUGCAAUAUUUCUUGGCCCCAAUCUAAUCUCUUGGAAUUCUAGAAAGCAAUGCAUUGUGGCGCGUUCCUCCACUAAGUCUGGGUACAAGGCCCUUGCUGAUGCCUUUGAUUUGGUUGGAAUCGCUCUUCAUUGA
Macadamia integrifolia is the source of this 747-nucleotide messenger RNA. RefSeq lists its product as uncharacterized. The coding region runs from base 1 to 747 and encodes 248 amino acids. The record is from RefSeq and is a predicted model, not a curated record. The transcript is spliced from 3 exons. NCBI's taxonomy places the organism in Eukaryota, Viridiplantae, Streptophyta, Magnoliopsida, Proteales, Proteaceae.